Molecule: messenger RNA, 1508 nt
Organism: Cuscuta campestris
Lineage: Eukaryota; Viridiplantae; Streptophyta; Magnoliopsida; Solanales; Convolvulaceae
Source: the annotation of a GenBank genome assembly
CUAUCUCUAAAAAAAUAUUUUUAUUUCUUUUUUAUGCAUCUCAUAAAAAAUUUAGAGAAAUGAGUUCAUUAAAAAUUUUUAGAGGGCUCAAAACCCUCCAAAAAUGGCUUUCCUCAGAAGCAGUCGUUCUCAGAGUUUGUCAUCCGCCGUUCAAAAGCUCCGAUCCCAUUCCGCUCCUUCCAAUGUCGGCCGGAUUUCGCGUCUUCCCGAAAUUCAUCGGAGAUCGAUUUCAUUUUCCAGUCUCUUCCGCACCAAAAUUGAUUCUGAUUCGGACAAGGUUGACGUUGUCGCCGAGGAGCAGAAGAAUAAGAAACCGCUGGAUAUUUUCUACAGAGAAGCCGUCGGGAUUGCUCAAGAUCUUAGCCAUGGCGGAGACGCGGAGGUGAGCCAUCACGCGAGGUGUGAAUUGACAGAUCUGGAAGAAGAGGUCAGAGCUUUGCAAGAGAAGCGAGAUAUUGCGAUGCAGGAAAAGAUUGAGAGAAGAAAAAUGGAAAUACACAAGGUGUCUAAGAAGGAUGAUGAUUCUGGAAACCAAUCUAAGGUUUAUAAUCUGCACAAACUGUUUGUAAAUGUGCCAUCGAAAAGCUCAAAGGCACCGGCGGUUAAGAAUCCGGUGGUCGGGAAGAAACUAUCGCCAGAGAUGGCCGAGCUUGUGACUCACUUGUAUGAGGAAGGGUACUUCAAAGAUGCAAACUUUGUUAAUCACAAGGAGCUUGACAUUACUUGCUUUGAGCAGAGCUAUGCUUGGGAAUACAUCAAGCAUGCCGUUAGAAAAUUUGCAGAGGAUAAACAAGAAAUUGCCAAGUGGCUUUCUGCUGAAGACUUGAAGAAGGUGGCCCUCUUUGGCUGCCCUUCUGUUGUGAAGAAGGAUGUGUAUUCUGCUAAAUUGUUGCGUAGGUUCUUCAAGAUCCAGGAAGACACAGUGUGUGGAAAAUGUGCUUUGAGAGACUCAUGUAAGUUUGAGAACAAGACCAUGUGGAGAGGCAAUGAAGCCAAACAGCUUUAUCUGCAUCAUGUUACGAGGAUCAUCGCGCUCUAUGCCUCGGAACCAGUGCCUCGAGAGCUUGUUCUUACGCCAGAAGUUAAGGAAUCAGUUAACCGGUUGCUCCGGGAGGUUGUCAACCUUAGCAAGACUUGUUGUGCCAAACGUGACUCGGACGACGUUGGCAUUCCAACCACUCCCAACUAUGUUUGGCAUUAGCUUCACCGUUUUGAAAAUGUCAUCUAACAGUAACUUUUGGGUUCAGUUUUUUCAAAAUUGAUGUGCAUUUUAUUAACAUAUUAUCCAAAAUGUGCGGGUUCCCGUCGACUACCCAUGUGGGGACGACCGUGGCACCUACAAGGAAGAUUGCGGGGGGAGGCGAGCAGAGCUACAAAGAUGGUGGCGGAUCGGGGUGAUAUCCGUCGGCGCGUUCCUGGUCCACUUUGCGGUCCCCGUUCCCCCCUAAGACUUGGGUUCCUGGUUCUGGUUAGAGUUGGGCUUCCUCUCCGAAGGGGACUCACCGUUG